Molecule: messenger RNA, 1088 nt
Organism: Dendronephthya gigantea
Lineage: Eukaryota; Metazoa; Cnidaria; Anthozoa; Malacalcyonacea; Nephtheidae
Exons: 1
Coding region: 48-1088 (346 amino acids)
Biological process (GO): G protein-coupled receptor signaling pathway
Cellular component (GO): membrane
Molecular function (GO): G protein-coupled receptor activity
Source: RefSeq, a predicted model, not a curated record
CCGUGGGGCACCUUGCGCACAGUACACAAUAAACAUUAAUCUAUAAGAUGAGUUUAAGCCUUGCGCUAAGCUUGCACCGGCACAUAAAACACUCUUCAGUGAUGUCUUCUAACUCGAAUCGCAGCAGAAACGAAAUGAUAUUCACUAAAUGUCAAUUAUCCUACAUCGUAGAAUCACCGUCCGAGAUCUAUAUCAACAGCGCUAUCACAUGUUGUGUUGUAAAUGCUAUUUUACUCAUCAUUGGAUGCAUAUUGAAUUCCUUGGUGGUCGUGAUCUACUCAAUGUCGAAGCAGCUUCGUUCCAACAUGAAAUUCCUUCCAGUUCUGGUGUUAUGCUCUGUGGAUUUAGUCACGGUGACUUUGGUUCAUCCAGUAUUUCUAAUGCAAGCGAUUGCUGAGGUGCUUGGUUCUCCGAAGUGCUUGUACAAGGUUGCCUAUAUGUCGGUACUGUGCAUAUUUCCGUUUAUGUCAGUCGCAACGUUGUUAGCUAUGAAUGUUGAAAGGUAUAUAGCUGUCGUGUGGCCGUUGUGGCACUUGCAAAGCUCAAACAAAGAGAGAAAAUUCAUGUUAGCUUGCGGGUUUGGUUUGCUCCUAUCGGUGGCAAACUUUUCAUGUCGGCUGUACAAACCGCAGUCUUCAAAAGCAUUUACGAUGGGUUUUGGAAUCAUUGUUUCCCUAAUAACGCUUUUCGUUUACAUCUCGAUCUUUUAUGUCGCGCAGAAGCGUUAUUUGAUGAAACGUUCAGAGGAAAUGAUCGGAGAUUUUGCACCAUGUCCUAGAAAUAGAAUGAACUUUAUGCACAACCUAAAAAUAGCAAAGAUAUACUUCCUGGUUGUUAUAUUAUCGUCUAUAUGCCUCCUUCCAGUCAUCGUGGUCACGUUUGCAGUAAAGUAUCCAUUGCAGAAAAGCGAAUCCAGGCGUUUACUUAUUGCACAGGUUUAUAUGUGGACAAAUAUUCUCCUGCCAAUAAACUCUACGCUGAAUUGUCUCGUGUUUUUCUGGGCGAACGCGAGGCUAAGGAAGGAAGCGUGGAAGCUCUGGCGACGGUUGUUGAAAUCCCCCUCAAAUCCGAACGUUUUAACCCAGUAA